AAUUGCUCAUGUCAUGUUGAUCAAAAUGUAGUAAAUGGUUCUCUGUUGAAUAGUCUUACCCCUCAAAAUAUCUAGGCAUUAGUUCUUUGCAUAAGCCAUUACAUGCAAAAUUGUUGAACUAUUUGUCAUAAACUGUCAGGCAUAGUUUUACACAUUUUUUUUAUUAGACUUUUUGUACAAAGAUGUGAAUUGAUGAAUCGUGCAGGUGAAAUUGACCCUCACUCAAGGAAUGUAAAGUGUUAGUUCAACCAACAAUCAACCAGUUGUCUAAAUUGCUCAAAGGUGCAUCUCAUGAACAAUCAAUUGGGAAGCAUAUAUAGACAGACCACAACACAGAGUUGCAACUUUCCAACAAUGGAUGGACCAGGAAACGAACAGGGUCAACAGCCAGGAGGAAGAAGAGGAGCAAGGAUGCGUGGUGGAAGGCAAAACAGAGGACGAGGCAGAAGAGGACAUAGGCGCAUAUCUGAUGACAUAAGGGCCACUAUUGUAGACCAUGUUGUCAAUCAUGGCCUUACUAUGGCUGAGGCGGGUCGAAGGGUGCAGCCGAACAUUGGGAGAUCAACCGUGUCCUCAAUAGUUCAAACGUUUCGAAGAGAGAACCGGACAGCAAAAUUACCACAAACCGGUGGCAGAGGACGCCUUUUCACACCUCAACAGGAAGAGGCUAUAUGCACCAUGGUCCGAGCAAACAAUGCUAUGAGACUCAGGGAAAUACAAAGGACCAUUAUAGAAGACAACGAUGUCUUUGAAAACAUCCGUACUGUUAGCAUCUCAACCAUUGACAGGGUGCUGCAUAGAAACCAGAUGAGUAUGAAACAGCUGUACCGUGUACCAUUCCAAAGGAAUGAGGACCGAGUUAAGGAGAUACGGUACCAGUAUGUACAGCGUAUAAUGGAGUUGGAAUCAAGUGAACCCUCUCACAACUUUGUAUACAUGGAUGAGGCUGGCUUCAACCUGACCAAAUGCAGAAGGCGGGGUAGGAAUGUCAUCGGUCAGAGAGCUACUGUGGAUUUGCCAGGCCAAAGGGGAGGAAAUAUCACCAUGUGUGCUGCUAUUUCAGAGCAUGGCGUCCUAACCCAUAUCCCCCUUAUAGGACCAUACAACACCCAGCAUCUACUCAACUUUUUAGAGACUCUCUACAGGGCUCUCAUCCCUGAUGAUGAGAGGGGUCUGUUUAGAGAGGAUUUGCCAAAGUAUGUUGUCAUUUGUGAUAAUGUGAGUUUCCAUCGAUCAAACAUCAUAAGGCAAUGGUUUGUGACCCACCCGAGGAUGCUCAUAGAAUUCCUUCCACCUUAUUCUCCAUUCCUUAACCCAAUUGAGGAGUUCUUUUCAGCAUUGAGGUGGAAGGUGUAUGAUCAUCAGCCACACACACAGAUGACCCUGCUGGCUGCAAUGGAUGCAGCAUGUGAGGACAUCACAGUAGAUGCCUGCAGAGGAUGGAUAAGGCAUUCCAAAAGAUUCUUUCCACGUUGCAUUGGAAGGGAAAAUAUCCGGUGUGAUGUGGAUGAGAAUAUGUGGGCCGACAGACAGGAACGUCUGGAUGUGUAG
Molecule: messenger RNA, 1551 nt
Organism: Carassius gibelio (silver crucian carp)
Lineage: Eukaryota; Metazoa; Chordata; Actinopteri; Cypriniformes; Cyprinidae
Exons: 3
Coding region: 292-1551 (419 amino acids)
Molecular function (GO): nucleic acid binding
Source: RefSeq, a predicted model, not a curated record